This is a messenger RNA of Cantharellus anzutake, 1611 nucleotides long. RefSeq names its product Alpha/Beta hydrolase protein. The transcript has 10 exons. The coding region runs from base 1 to 1611 and encodes 536 amino acids. The record is from RefSeq and is a predicted model, not a curated record. Lineage: Eukaryota; Fungi; Basidiomycota; Agaricomycetes; Cantharellales; Hydnaceae.
AUGCUAUUCUGUUUUUUCACUACCACUCGUCAGUUGUUCCUCCUUGUUCAACUAGUUCAAGGCCUUGUCACCGGUCUUAGUGCGCCCCAAUUCGGUCAGGAUUAUUUUCUGGGCAUUCCCUAUGCUCAGCCUCCAUUGGGCAAAUUGAGGUUUGCAAAGCCCCGACCACUGAAACCGAAUCCGAGUCACAAGGUGGACGCCACCAAGUACGGAAAAGCAUGUUUUCAACCGCUUGAUUCCGCCUCGGGCCUGACAGUUUCCGAUUUGUCAGAAGAUUGUCUUUCUAUCAAUGUCCUCCGACCCUCGAACUUGCCCCAUGGUGCGAAACUUCCUGUGAUGGUUUGGAUGUAUGGAGGGAGUUUUCUUUCCGGUGCGUCGCAACUAUAUAACGGCUCGGCGAUCGUUGGGCAAAGCGUUUUUCUGAACGAAUCUAUCAUCUACGUCUCCUUCGAUUACCGUCUAAACGCCUUUGGUUUCCUUGGCGCCUCUGAACUGGCACAUGAUUCUGCCAUCGGAACGCUCAAUGCUGGCUUAUACGAUAUGAUUAGUGCACUGAAAUGGGUGCAAGACAAUAUCGGAGCUUUUGGAGGAAACAAAGAUCGAGUGACUGUAUUUGGUGAAUCGGCAGGCGCGAUUGGGAUUGGGUCUCUCCUUGUUGCUGGAGGCGGACAAUUUGUGAAACAGCACAAUCUAUUCCAUGGUGCCAUCAUGGAGAGCGGAGCUCCAGCAAGUCUCGCCAUUCCCACUGUAUCCGAUCUCCAACCCUCGACAGAUAUCUUUGCUGCAGUAGCAGGCUGUCUUCCAGCCUCCAAUUCCUCGAUCAUAUCAUGCCUUCGUUCGAAACCUUCUGAAUCACUUUACCAAGCAUCACUCGUGACAUUAAAUGCGAGCAACGCGCUCCCUUUCAACCGAGUUGUGGAUGGGUUCUUUUUCAAGAAGGGCGAACGUGCGGCAGAAGAGGUGAGAAGGGGUAACGUGGCAACUGUGCCUAUCAUCACGGGAUGCAAUCUCGACGAAGGGACGUUCCUCGUACCCCACACAUUCAAUACUACAGAAGAAAUUGGAGAUUUUCUCAUAGGAUUGACUUAUGUUGGAAAUCUUAGCGCAGCAACGCCAGAGCAAAGGAAGCUUUUCAAAAUUCUUCUGGAGUUGUACCCUGAUGUCCCCGCGAUUGGAAGCCCCUAUGAUCCGGUCGGGGUGAGUAAAGACGACCGGUUCUUUGGGCCGAAUAACCAAUUCAAGAGAGCUGCGAGUUUAUUUGGGGAUUUUAUUUUCCACGGUGGUCGACGCGCUUUGCUGGAUUCGUAUGUCAAGCAUGAUGUAUAUUAUCCAGCGUGGACGUACCUUUAUACCCAAGUGACUCCGGGAGUACCAGCAUACUUGGGUGUCUUUCACGGAAGUGAGGUACCGUCCGUAUUUGGCCUGUAUGGCUUUCAGAAUAGGACCUCGGAUCUUGGGAGAACUUCGUUAUAUAUGCUCAGCGCUUGGAUCGCUUUCGCAAAUUCCUUUGAUCCUAAUCGCCCGUACUGUACGGAAGGCAACGCCGCAUGUUACAAAUCGGGAAUGGGCACUUCGAUGUCAUCACGGAUGAUUUUCGAAAGAAUGGAAUAG